Messenger RNA from Loxodonta africana (African savanna elephant), 1474 nucleotides. RefSeq names its product grancalcin (gene GCA). The coding region runs from base 107 to 769 and encodes 220 amino acids. The record is from RefSeq and is a predicted model, not a curated record. The transcript has 8 exons. NCBI's taxonomy places the organism in Eukaryota, Metazoa, Chordata, Mammalia, Proboscidea, Elephantidae. Gene Ontology annotation, molecular function: calcium ion binding.
GGGGAGUGGAGAGGCUGCCAGAGUCUAUCUCGGCCUCACCUGCACCUUCACCUUCUUCCCAGCGGAGCGGACGCUGAGUGGGAGAUUAACGCCUGCGCGGAUCGUCAUGGCCUACCCGGGAUACGGAGGAGGGUUUGAAGAUUUUGAAGUUCAUAUGCCAGGAUUGCAAAUAGAAGUUGAAGAGCCACUGCCAGGAACAGAUCCACACGUGCUCCCCGGUGGAUACCCUGGAUACCCGGCCUUUUCAGACAGUUAUCCCUCAGCUAGUGACCCCAUGUGGACUUACUUCACUGUUGUUGCUGGACAGGAUGGUGAAGUAGAUGCCGAAGAACUUCAGAGAUGUUUGACACGGUCUGGAAUUAGUGGAACUUACUCUCCUUUCAGUUUGGAAACCUGCAGAAUUAUGAUUGCCAUGUUGGAUAGGGAUUACACAGGAAAAAUGGGAUUUGAUGAAUUCAAAGAACUUUUCGCAGCUCUUAAUGCCUGGAAGCAAAACUUCAUAGCUAUCGAUCAAGACCGAAGUGGCUAUGUAGAGCAUCGUGAAAUGCGUCAAGCCAUAGCAGCUAUGGGUUAUAGAUUAAGUUCCCAAACAUUAACUACUAUUGUUAAACGUUAUAGCAAGAAUGGCAGAAUUUUCUUUGAUGAUUAUGUUGCUUGCUGUGUGAAGCUUCGAGCAUUGACAGAUUUCUUUAGGAGAAGAGACCACUCGCAACAAGGGUUUGCGAAUUUCCUAUAUGAUGAUUUUUUGCAGGGCACCAUGGCAAUUUGAAUUUCUGGAAUUUGAAGGCUAAAGAAAUUACUGUGAAUUCUUCUGUGUAGAAGAACUGAAUUAGACUAAUUUGAAUUAAAGCUUUCGGGUCUUUGCUAUGUUUCUUCUUGUUAAAUCACUUCUCUCUAUAUGUGUGUUUACCUUGGUGCACAGUUCAAGCAAUAAAAAGAUGUCUUUGUAUCUGGGAUAUUGCUGCUUUUAGAAAAGUAUCACUUUACAAAUAUCUGCAUAAUGUCAUCAAAUAUUGCUCUGUAAUUAAUUGAUGUAAAUACUUCUUAGCCUUAACUUUUAACAAUAUAAGCUUAGGGGAAUGUACUUACAAGAUAGAUUGUAUAAGAAGCUAAGCAAUGAAAGCCUAGAUAAAACUAAUUUAUAUUUAGUUGAAGUGUACAUGUUAUACUUCCAAAUUUCGUUUACAGUUGUUGGUGUUUAGGGGCCAGCCUGAAGGGGAAACCUGGAUUUUAUGCCAUGUUUUUGCCAGGGUUUGUCCCUUCAUCACAUAUUCAAAGAACAGAACUGCAUGGGUCUUUGCUUUACGAAGAAGAAAAUCAGAGUUCCUAAAAAUUUAUACUAAUUAGCCUUAGGUGGACCAUAAAUCAUAGUGAAAUGAGACUACAGGAGGCAUUGUUUUUCCCUUUUUAUUUUUUGCAGUGUACACUUACCUUCAAUACGUUUGUUAUCUUCUGUGGAAAAAAAAAAAUUCUU